Cryptococcus wingfieldii CBS 7118 is the source of this 1062-nucleotide messenger RNA. RefSeq names its product dihydroorotase, homodimeric type. The transcript is spliced from 5 exons. The record is from RefSeq and is a predicted model, not a curated record. Gene Ontology annotation, biological process: 'de novo' pyrimidine nucleobase biosynthetic process; pyrimidine nucleotide biosynthetic process. Gene Ontology annotation, molecular function: dihydroorotase activity. NCBI's taxonomy places the organism in Eukaryota, Fungi, Basidiomycota, Tremellomycetes, Tremellales, Cryptococcaceae. Gene Ontology annotation, cellular component: cytoplasm. The coding region runs from base 1 to 1062 and encodes 353 amino acids.
AUGUCUCAAGAAAUCAUUUUACCCGCCCCCGCCGAUUUCCACGUCCACGUCCGACAAGGCAAGAUGUGCGAGCUCGUCACUCCCCAAGUCGCUAAAGGCGGUGUCAAAACUGCCUAUGUCAUGCCCAACUUGGUGCCCCCACUUACCUCGACUGAAGCGGUGCUGGCGUACAAGAAGGAGCUUGAGAGGAUCGAACCCUCGGUGGAGUGGUUGAUGACGCUGUAUCUGCAUCCGGAGGUGACGCCGGAGGAGAUUAGGAAGGCUGCUAAUGCUGGUAUCAAGGGUGUAAAGUCGUAUCCUCGAGGUGUGACGACCAACUCCAACUCUGGUAUCGAAGACUAUGGAGUCUAUUACCCUGUCUUCAAGGCUAUGGAAGAGGAGGGUAUGGUUCUGAACCUGCAUGGCGAAGUGCCCAGCGAUGCUGAGAAGAACAUCUCCAUCCUCAACGCCGAAGUUCACUUCCUCGAACACCUCACCACUCUCGCCAAAGCCUUCCCCUCCCUCCGCAUCGUCCUCGAACACGCCACCACCUCCGCCGCCAUCUCCACCGUCGCCUCCCUCCCCGACAACGUCGCCUGCUCCAUCACCGCGCACCACCUCUACCUCUCCAUCGACGAGGUCGCGCCCCAGCCGCACCAUUUCUGCAAGCCUUUGGCUAAAGAGCCGAAAGAUAGGAAAGCGCUGCAGGAAGCUGUGAAGAGUGGGAACAAAAAGUUCUUUUUGGGGAGUGAUAGUGCGCCGCACCCGCUUUCUUCGAAAGCGCCUGGUUUGACGGAAGACGGAGCCGUCUCCGCUUGCGCCGCUGGUGUAUACACAUCCCCCAUUCUGAUUCCCCUUGUCGCUACCCUCCUUGAAUCGUUUGGCGCGCUGGACAAGCUCGAAGGAUUCGUCUCGGGCCACGGUAGGGCGUUCUACAAGGUAUCGGCGAAGGCGGGGCAAGAGAUCAAGUUGAUGAAGACGGGAGAGGAGGAAGGGUUUGUUAGGGGGACGUUCAAGGGUGAUGGGGUGGAGGUUAUGCCGUUCUGGGCGGGCAAGAGGUUGGGAUGGGAGAUUGUAGCCUAG